AUGAACAAGAUAAAAGAAUUUUGUAGUGGGUACAUUAAAACUAUACUAUUUGCAAUUGAGUAUAAACCUCGUUUUUAAGUAUGAUAAUCAUUAUUCCAAAGUUUCCUCAAGAGUUUUUUAUUAUCCCCCAUCUUUUGCAUCAUGUUCAAAUAUUAGGUUUAUUUUUAGAGAGAUCAUCAGAUUAGGCAUUUGAUUAUGCUGUUGUAUUGACACAUUUCUCUUUAAUUGAACCUAUGUUGACAGAUGAAUUAAGUAAAAUAUUUCUAUUUGUGAUUUUUGCUUUUUAAAUCAUUUUACUAUUUUAUCUACUUUUUGCAACAUUUGAAACUUAAAGAGUAGCUUUAAACUUUAAAUUAAGAUUAAUUUUAGAGAAAAAGAUAGAAUCAGUUAAUUCAAUUUUGCACUGGUACUUUACUUUUUACAGCAUCUUCACAAUACCAAUUAUUGUAAUUAGUGUCAAAUUUAUGUUAACUGAGUUUUAUAUUUUCGGAUAUUUUAAUGCAAUAUUGUAAUAUUGUUAAGGAAUAAUACUUAUAUAUCUAUUAAGAAAUCACAGAUUUGCAGAAAAUAACUCCUUUAAAAGAAGAUUUGCAUAUGUACAAUUAUUUAAUUAUACCAUUGGUUACUUAUUAAUACUUUUUAGAUUUUAUUAAGAAAUUGUAUUUGUUAAGUAUAUAUUUGGAUUUGCAUAUGCAUUUUUACAAAUAGUCGAUCAAUUUUAUAGUUGUCCUUAUCGAGAUCCAUUUAGAGAACCAUCCUUAAAAGUAGCUAUGGUACUUUUUAGUAGCAUAUUCAUAUGUUUAUUGUUUUCAUUAGAAACAAUAAUAGAUGGUUAAUUAUUUUGGACUUUGUUUGUAGCUGGAUUAAUGAGUGGAGUUUCAACUUCAAUAAGUUCAUUAUUUCAUGAAUUUGCAAUGACUAAUUACAAUUCUCGUUUCAAUUUAUAAGAGAAAUAUAUAAUUAUUGGAGUAGAUUAAUUUUAUAGUCAUUUUAUUCAUUUUUAAACAAGUGAAUAUAAUAAAUUAACUUACUUUUAAUAAUUGAUUAAACAUAAUGAGAAUUGUUUAAGACUCAAAUGUCCAUCUUAAAAAUCUAAAUUAUCAAAACUUAAUUUUAAUGAUAAAAUAUAAUUAUAGAAAUUAACUAUAGAUGUAGUAAGUUGUAUAUUUAAGACUUGUCAUAGUAGAACAGUAGUAAAAAAUGGAGAAAUACAUAAGCCUAAAUUUGAACAAUUACAAUUAUAAUAUAUUAGUUUUUUAUCAUCUACAGCCUAAAGACCAUUAAUUGCUUAUGUUGAAUUAAGAAAAUAUUAAUAAGAUUAAAAUAGUGAUAAUUCCUUAUAUUUUAGAGAAUUGACAUCCAAAAUUUCAGCAGAAUUAGAGUUUGCAAUUUUGUAUCUUUAGGAGAGAAUGAUAUAAUAGUAAUUUAGAAAAGAAAGAUAUAUGGCAAGAGAGGAAAAAUUAACAAUUGCAUAACUAUGGAGGAGUGUUAACUUUUAUUAAGAAAUCACUCCUAAAAUAAUAGAAGUCAUAGAAAAAAAAUAAAAAUUUUGGGAUAAUUUAAUAGAAGGUUAUGAUGAUUUAGAACCAUUUCAUAAAGAAUAGCUUUAAUUAUGCAAAUCUAUAGAUGAAUUGUAUAAGAGAAUUAAAUGUAAGUGAAUAUGAUUUAUAAAUAAGCCACAAUAAUAAUUCCAGAAGUGUUUUUUGACAGAUCAAAAGAUAUAAGUUUAUAAACUGUACUUAAAACAUUAGAUCCAGAAGAUAGAAAUAUCAAUAUACUAAAUUUAAAAUUAUAUUCUAUUCUAUAUUCUGUUAUUUUAAAUGAUUUUGAUAGAGUAUUAUUAAUAUUUCAAUUUAGGCAUUUUAAGCAGAAAAAUAAAUUGAAGAACUUAUAAAAGAAGAUAGAUAGAAAUCAAUUGAAGUUAUUGAUGAUUGUGCUCUAUUAAAGGAUGAGGCUGUAAUUAUCUUGGUGAGUCUUGUAAGAAAGAAGGGUCAUAUUGUUAAUAAGAAUUUAUUAACAUUAGCAAAUUUCUUUUAAUUUUAAAAUGUUUAAGAUAUAGCAGCUGUAUAUAAAUUAUCCUAUUAUUUUAGUAAACUCUUAUCUCAUCUUUUUUACCACCUGAUUUAAGAACAUUGCAUGAUGCCUAAUUAAAUGACUUUAUAUCAAAGGGAUACACUAAAUAUUCAGUCUAAAGCAUUCAUUCUUUUUUUUUAUAAAAAUAAGGAUAUUUAAAAGAAUGUUAUAUUAAAUUGGGUAAUUUAUUUUAAGAUUCUUCUGAUUUUGUUUUAACUGGUUCAAUUCUUAGAUUAUAAACCUCAUAUGAUGUAAUUAUGUUUGAUAGUUAUGGCAAAAUUAUUGGUUCUAGUUAAGAUUUCUUUGAAAAAAGGAUUUUGCCUAAUAAUCCAAAUAUAACAAUGGAAAGAUUUGUGGAACAAGGACAUAUCUUUAUGUUAAUGCCAUUCAUUUUAAUCAAUCUAAAGAAAUUAGCAAAUGAUAUUGAGACAGAAUUUGUAGAUUAUGCAUAUUUCCCAGAAUAAUUAUAAGAUAUUUUUUUAUAAUUUGGAUAGGUAUUUAAUGAUAGAUAAAAAUAUGAUUAAAAAUUAUCAUCUUAUAAUUUAACUACUAUUAAAUCUUAAUUAGCAUCACAUGCCUCUGCAAUAUCUGCAAGGAGUUUUAAUAAUCAAGAAGAUUAAGUUAAAAUCAAAGGGUUAAAUAUUCCUAUGUUAUAAGUAGAAAGGAUGAAUUUAGUUUUGGAUUUUUUAUCAAAAUAUCAUGAUGAACAAAGCAUUUAAUGUGAUAUACUUAAAAUUAAGUAUAAUUUAGAAUUUCAGAUAAUGGAAACAAAAAAGGAGAGAUAUCCAUAUUUUGUAUUAAAAUUAGAACCUUUAAGUGAAUUUGAAAGAUCAGAUUCAAGUUCAAUAAUUCCUUAUAAAAAGUCUAUUCGAAGAACAUUGAUGGCUAUUAAAUAUGGGGAAUCACAAACUGGAAUAGAUUCGACUAAUACAAAAAAUUUUAUAAGUCGAUAUUAACAAAAUUCUGAUCAAUUAAAUGAAACUGCUGAUAUAAAAGGUCCAUCAGAUUAACAUCUUUUAGAAUAGAUAAUGGAAAUAAAUAAUACUUCUAAUUCUAAAUUGUUAAAAUAAUAAGAUGAAUCAAAAGUUGUCUUUGAAAAUCCUUAAAUAUCUAGGAUUGAAGAUUAAGACUUUUAAUAAUUAGUAUAAGAUAUUGAAGAAAGUAAAAUAAAUGCUUAAUAACCAGAAUAGGAAUAAUUUGAAGAUCCAAAAUAUGAUUCUGAAUUAAUAGAAAAAAAGUCUGAUAGUUCAAAAGAUUAAUAAAAAAAAAAGAAAAAUGAUAUUCUUGAAAUUUUAAGAAAGAAUUUGAAUAAUUAGGAAGUUUAAGAACAUGAAAAUAAAUAAUCUUCUAAACCUAGUUCAACAAAAACAUCAUCAUCAAAGUCACCAUAUCUAUUAAUUAGAUCUUUAUAUCAAUUUGGUGAAAUUAAUACAUAAAUUUGGUUAAUUAUAAUAUUGAAUAUUGUUGUUUGUUUAACUGCUCUGAUUUUGGUUUUCAUUAAGAUAUAUAUAGUUUAAGGUAAUUAUUUAAGUUAUUUUCAGAUUAAUUUGGUAUUCUAUAAACUAAUUUAAAUUAUGUUUAAUAUCCUGAAAAAAUCAAUAAUUACUUUUUAAAAACAUUAAUGUUUUCAUCAAACAUUCUUCAUUAAAAAUUAGAGUUUGUAAACUAUAGUUCAUUAGUUAAUGAUGGCUUAAAAACUGAAUUUAACACUUUAGCCUUGAAUAUUGAACGUGAUUUAAAAAGUAUUUAUGAAGAUAUCAUUACUUUUGAAAGUUAAGUAAUACCAUUAAAUGAUAAUCUCAAAAUUAUUAAUAAUUUAUAAUAAUUCGAAAUUACAUUUGAUUUAACAAUAUUAUUAGAAUAGAUAUCAUCAAAUUCAAUCACUUUAAAUUAAUAAAUCUAAAAAGAAUUAGAUGAAAAAUUCGUAUCAUUAAAUUUAUUUUUUAAAUUAAAUAUGGUUUAAGUAAUUACAGUAAGUAAAAGUUAUAUUAAUUAUUUGAAUGAUAAUUUAAUAUUUUAUGAAUAAUAAAUUGUUAAUGCACUUAUUUAUGUUGUUGUUGCAGAACUUAGUGUUAUAACAGCCUUUAUGUUUUUAAUUAUUAAAGUAUUAUAAGAUGUAAACUAAUUAAUCAGAAAGAUCUUAGUUUUAAUCACAAAAUUAAGUGAAGAUGAUGUAAAUCAAAUUAAUAAAAUUUAUAAUGAAAUUAAAACUAUUUUAAAAGAUCCAAAAUAAGUCUUAUGGAAAUAAACAAAUUUUGUUAAAUAUGUAUUUGAAUCAAACUUUGUCAAAGUUAAAUAAGAUUUAAAUUUUCUUUAAUCUUCUAGUGGAUCUACUACUGCUAAAAAUAAUAAGUAGAAAUUUAAAAAGAGAUAUUAAAAUAGUUCAUUAACAUCAAGAAUUUAUAAUUUAAGAUUACCUUAAAUAUGGAAUUAUGCAUUUUUAUUUGGAUCAUGGUUAUUUUUAGCAGGAUAUUUAUUAGGUGCAUUAGGUUUAUCUAUAUCAAUGGUCUAAUCAAUUAAACCAGCAAUAACAUUAAAUUUAUAAUUAAUUGAAUUCAAAUUAAAAUUUGAUUCUCUAGUUGUAUAUGGAGAAAUCUUAAAAACAGACUAUUUAGUCAAUAAAAAAUUAAAUCAAAUUUUUGAAUUGUCUUAAAUUAAAUUUAAUUUAGAUGGAGUAUUAUCAGAAUUUUUCUCUUUACAAAAUGGAUUUUAAGAUUAAUUAUCUGUUAUUUAUGAUUAAUUAGCAUCAAGUACAUCCCUUUUAGAAGAAUAAAAAAAUACAUUAUUAAUUCCAUUUCGAAGUUCCCUUUGUGAAAGUGAUCCAACUUUAGUUCCAUCAUGUACAAAAUCAUUUGAACCAGCAUCACCUGAUAAUAGUUUAGAUUAUAUAUCUGGAGGAAUAGUUGAUAUGGUACAUGAAUUUUCUAAGACUUUAAAAACAUUUUGGUAAACAAAUGAUUAUGCUAUUACUGAUAAAGAUUAAUUAGAACAUUUUUUAUCAGGUUAAGUUCAUACAACUGAAUUUAUACAUCAUUUUCUAUUUUAAGGAAAGAUAAUGGAGCAAAUUGCAAAUACAAUGUUGAAUUUAAAUAAAAGCACUUUAGACUCUGUUAUUUUAAAGUUUCAAAUUUAUAUGUACACUAUGGGAUUAGCAUUAAUUAUUGUUUAUAUCCUCUGUUUUUACAAAUGGAUAUAAAAAUUAGACAAUGGAAUGUAUUUAACAAAAUUAGCACUAACAUUAAUUCCUGCAGAUUCUUUGAAUGAAUAAAAGACAAUGAGUGACUUGAAAAAUAUUUAAAAUGAAUGA
Molecule: messenger RNA, 5380 nt
Organism: Paramecium pentaurelia
Lineage: Eukaryota; Ciliophora; Oligohymenophorea; Peniculida; Parameciidae
Source: the annotation of a GenBank genome assembly